Molecule: messenger RNA, 2097 nt
Organism: Nipponia nippon (crested ibis)
Lineage: Eukaryota; Metazoa; Chordata; Aves; Pelecaniformes; Threskiornithidae
Product: fidgetin-like protein 1
Molecular function (GO): ATP hydrolysis activity; microtubule severing ATPase activity; ATP binding
Source: RefSeq, a predicted model, not a curated record
GUGUCAGUGAUGGAGACCCCCACCCACAGCACGGUGCACCUGAGCGACUGGCAGAAAAGUUACUUUGCUGUUACCUCUGGCGCCUGCACACCCGGCCAGAAGGCAGACGAAUACCGUGCCAAAAUCCUGCGUAUUCAGUAUGCAUGGGCAAACUCCGAGAUCUCCCCGGUCUGUGCUGCCAAGCUGUUUAAAAAAUACGCAGAGAAAUACGCUGCGAUUAUUGACUCUGACAACAUAGAGACUGGCUUGAAUAACUAUGCUGAAAACAUUUUGACUUUGGCAAAGUGUCAGCAAAACGACAGUGACAAGUGGCAAUCUGCCUUGACAAGGGAUAAUGUGUUUGAAUUCAAGUGUGUGCAAGAGAGGAUGCAGGCUGGCAAGAGUUUCCAGCGCUCUCAGGUGGCGCCAACAGGCGCCUGCGUACUCGCUGAUAACGGGGUCAGCGCCUCUGCCGCUCCGGGGCUUCCUCAGCUCCGUAUCUUCAGCAGUGCCGGAGAGACGGAGCUCUGUGCUGGCUCAGCAAAAUGUGCAAGUCGGGGAGCAGAUCUCCUUGAGCAUCCCUCGUCUUCAAAGUGCCUUCGAAGCAGCGUGCCUCCUGCGACCAAAACUUCGGAUGCGCUUCCUGCCUCUUCAGCCUCCUUGAACGAACAGGUUCGUGCAGGUUUGCAGGCGACUCCGCUGUUUGGCAGCAAAGAAGCGGCGAGUCGUAGUUCUCUGACGACGUCGAGCAGCUGUCGCGAUGGGCAAAAUCUGCCUCUUUCCAGUCAGUCGGCUGCACCUGCGUGGUCCGCGAGCUCUGGAAAAAGAAAAGCGUUUUAUGGUCUGGCUGAGGAAGGCAGCGCGAGCGCGGUGGUUGCGAGCCUUGCUCCGUGCCAGGCUUCCAUUAGUACAGAAGCCGGUAGUUUUUCAGGGACCAGAAAGAGAAGUGAGGAGAGCAGUGUUCCUGGUUUCAGAACUGCAAGAGAACAGCUGUGGGUGGACCAGCAAAAGAAAUCUCAAAACCUCCCCCAGCGUGCCCCAGUCUCGUCCUACGGAGGUGUAAAAAAAUCCCUGGGCGCAGGCAGAUCUCGGGGCCCCUUUGGCAAGUUUGUUCCUCCGGUUCCAAAACAAGAGGGAAAUGAAAACGGAGGCGCCCAGUGUAAACCUCACGCAAGAGGACCGACGGAUCCGUCGCUGCCUGUAGACGAGCGACUGAAAAACAUAGAGCCCAAAAUGGUUGAACUGGUUAUGCACGAGAUCAUGGACCACGGGCCUCCUGUCAGCUGGGACGACAUUGCCGGAGUGGAAUUUGCUAAAGCCACCAUAAAAGAAAUAGUGGUCUGGCCUAUGCUGAGGCCAGACAUCUUCACUGGGUUACGUGGCCCUCCGAAAGGAAUUCUGCUCUUUGGCCCCCCUGGCACUGGCAAGACUCUCAUAGGCAAGUGCAUCGCGUGCCAGUCCGGAGCGACGUUUUUUAGCAUCAGCGCCUCUUCCCUGACUUCCAAGUGGGUAGGCGAGGGGGAAAAGAUGGUCCGUGCGCUGUUCGCCGUGGCGCGAUGUCAACAGCCAGCAGUGAUUUUUAUCGACGAAAUUGAUUCUCUGUUGUCUCAGCGCGGAGAUGGGGAGCACGAGUCGUCGAGAAGAAUCAAAACUGAAUUUCUGGUCCAGUUGGAUGGGGCAGCGACCUCCUCCGAAGAUCGUAUUCUAGUGGUUGGAGCAACAAAUCGACCCCAAGAAAUCGAUGAAGCUGCCCGGCGGAGGCUCGUGAAGAGGCUGUACAUUCCUCUUCCGGAAGCCUCAGCUAGGAAGCAGAUUGUCACCCGCCUGAUGUCAAAGGAGCACUGCUCUCUAAACGAAGAGGAAAUCGAGCUCAUAGUUAGGAAAUCGAACGGAUUUUCUGGGGCAGACAUGACACAGCUCUGUCGAGAAGCUUCCCUGGGCCCCAUCCGCAGCCUUCAGUCCACGGACAUUGCGACCAUCAUGCCAGAGCAAGUACGGCCCAUCGCUUUUCUGGACUUUGAGAGCGCCCUGAGAACCGUGCGGCCCAGCGUCUCCUCGAAGGACCUGGAGCUGUACGAAACGUGGAACCAGACGUUCGGCUGCGGCAGAUAGUCGCAU